This is a messenger RNA of Brassica oleracea var. oleracea, 2326 nucleotides long. RefSeq names its product calmodulin-binding protein 60 C-like. The transcript has 9 exons. Bases 187 to 2070 code for a protein of 627 amino acids. Gene Ontology annotation, biological process: regulation of salicylic acid biosynthetic process. Gene Ontology annotation, molecular function: calmodulin binding; sequence-specific DNA binding; DNA-binding transcription factor activity. The record is from RefSeq and is a predicted model, not a curated record. NCBI's taxonomy places the organism in Eukaryota, Viridiplantae, Streptophyta, Magnoliopsida, Brassicales, Brassicaceae. Gene Ontology annotation, cellular component: nucleus.
UCGACUAAUCACAGACCAAGACAAGUGGUUGAAGAAAUUAAUCAAUCACAGACCAAGACGUGGUCGAAGGAAUUAAUUACGACAGAACACAGCUUCGGAUCUUUUCUCUCUCUAUCCAAAACCAAACACCAUUUCAUCAGAGUCUUACAGAUCGAUAACUGUGGGAGAUUUUAGCUGAGGAGAAAAAUGCAUACGAGGUAUAUGGAGAGGACUAAUAGUAUGAGAGAAAAGAGAAAACUUGAGGAAGAUGAUAAUAGCAAUCACCAGCAGCAGCAGCCUGAGCGUAAAAGGCCAGCUCUUGCAAGUGUGAUUGUGGAAGCCCUGAAGAUGGAUAGUCUACAGAGGCUUUGCUCCUCUUUGGAACCAAUUCUUCGCCGAGUGGUAAGCGAAGAGGUGGAGCGAGCAUUGGCGAAACUAGGCCCUGCUAGAGUUAGUGAGAGGUCUUCUCCUAAACGUAUCGAAGGCAUUGGUGGAAGGAACUUGCAGCUACAGUUCAGGUCUAGAUUAUCUGUUCCUUUGUUCACCGGAGGGAAGAUAGAAGGAGAGCAAGGCGCUGCCAUCCACGUCGUACUAUUAGAUUCCACAACAGGACGUGUACUGACGACAGGACCCGAAGCUUCUGCUAAGCUCGAUAUUGUUGUGCUCGACGGUGAUUUCAACAACGAAGAUGAUGAAGGCUGGAGCGAAGAAGAGUUCGAGAGUCAUUUGGUGAAAGAGCGUCAAGGGAAGAGGCCUCUUUUGACCGGUGACGUGCUGGUGACGUUGAAAGAAGGCGUGGGGACGUUAGGUGAGCUUAUCUUUACGGAUAACUCGAGUUGGAUAAGGUGCAGAAAGUUCAGGCUGGGGUUGAAGGUGUCUUCUGGUUACUGCGAGGGGAUGCGUGUGCGCGAGGCGAAGACGGAAGCUUUUACAGUCAAGGACCAUCGUGGAGAGUUGUACAAGAAACAUUACCCACCUGCGUUGGAUGAUGAGGUUUGGAGGUUGGAGAAGAUUGGAAAGGACGGAGCUUUUCAUAAGAAACUGAACAAAGCAGGGAUCUACAAUGUUAAAGAGUUCCUGCGUCUUAUGGUCAAGGAUACUCAGAAGCUAAGGACUAUUCUUGGGAGUGGGAUGUCAAAUAGGAUGUGGGAGACACUUGCAGAGCAUUCCAAGACAUGCGCCUUGAGUGAAAUGCUUUAUGUUUACUAUCCUGAGGACUCGGUUGGUGUUGUUUUCAACAAUAUUUAUGAGUUCAGUGGUCUUAUCUCAGGGAAGCAGUAUUAUCCUGCUGAUUCUCUUUCUGACAACCAAAAGGUUUAUGUGGAUGGAUUGGUGAGGAAAGCAUAUGAAAACUGGGAUCAGGUUAUUGAGUAUGACAGCAAGUCACUUAUGAACUUCAAUCAAGUUAACAAAGUGGAUGCUUUGGAUUACUCUAUGCCAGUUUCUGGUCCAAGCCAACCCUCUACAUCUUAUUCUGGUGAAGCAUCAGUGUACAGCCAGAGUCAGGGUACAAGCUUCCCGGCUCGGUCUCAGCUAGCUGAUACGACUUCUUACAUGCACUUUGGAAACAGUUCAUACGCACCACCGCAAGACCAGCUGAUUAACAACACUCAUGAAUCACAAAGCAUGAUCAAUAGCAAUGGCGGUGGAAGUCUGGCGCUGGGUGCACCAACAGGAUCCCAAAGCCAACACUUGGUUCAGCCUCCUCCUGAGGUUAACCUUUUUAAUGACUGGUCAAACACAGGGAACAGAGGAGGAGGUGAUGGGUUUUUAUCAGAGGAGGAGAUAAGGGCAAGAAGUAAUGAAAUGCUCGAGAACGAUGAUAUGCAGCAGCUGUUGAGACUCUUUAGCAUGAGCGGUGGUGGUGGUGGUGGCGGCCCGCAAACUCCUAUCAACAUGGGGGAAGACGGGUUUGGGUUCAACUCUUUUGGUCAGUCUUCGAUGGGUGGUUAUGGAGAAGACCGUUCGCAGUCGGGUAAGCCUGUUGUUGGAUGGCUAAAGAUCAAAGCAGCUAUGAGAUGGGGCUUCUUCAUCAGAAGGAAAGCUGCUCAGAGACGUGCGCGGAUUGUUGAACUCGGUGACGACGAAUAAGGUUCCAGGAAAAGAAGGAUAAUUUGAGGGUGGUUGUUGAUAUAACAGUUUCCCAGAAGAAGUAAAGUCUUUUGUGUUGGUUUCUUCUUCUUGUGGAGCUUCUUCAUUUGUACAGUAGUAAGAUAUUCUUCUCUCUUCCUUGCUUGUGCUUAUAUGUAAUCUCUACGUGACCGACCAGUUUUCAAGAUACUAAAAACAUGUUGUAAUUCUGUUGUUGAUUCUCUCUGUUGUGUGUUUUUGUGCUACUUGCUUGUCA